Lepisosteus oculatus (spotted gar) is the source of this 3496-nucleotide messenger RNA. RefSeq names its product homeobox protein TGIF2. Lineage: Eukaryota; Metazoa; Chordata; Actinopteri; Semionotiformes; Lepisosteidae. Gene Ontology annotation, molecular function: DNA-binding transcription repressor activity, RNA polymerase II-specific; RNA polymerase II cis-regulatory region sequence-specific DNA binding. Gene Ontology annotation, biological process: negative regulation of transcription by RNA polymerase II. The record is from RefSeq and is a predicted model, not a curated record.
AUUCCUACUGGGCUUACAGAGCAUAGUAGCUAUUUUGAACAAUGAUUAACUGAAUAUCUGCAGGUCUGGAUAAUAAAAUAUCUCCUGUAUACAAUACAGUAGCAACUUUUUUUUUCUCAAAAACCCUCUGAAAUUAAUACAUUUUUCGGUUAUAAGGACCAGGCUAAGCUCAAUGAACCAGUUUGCGAUUCCCAGUGAAGGUGCCCAAAUUAUCGUAUUAUGACACUGCUCAUUAUUUCUUUCUGUUUUCCAAGUGAUUCUACCACCAGCUACUGUUCCAAGCUUUCUGGCUGACAUGGAGAAUCGGCAUUAUAGCACACGCUGGCAAGAGAAUGAUUGAAUAAUGGGGCGAAUAUAGCCACACGCUUUUCACUUCAGCCCUGCAACAGUUUGUAUUGCUUCUCGUCGACACUUUGCCGUGCAGGAAGUUCGAGCGGCACAGCCCGACCGCGGGACCGGCGCCCGGGUCGCAAGCAGCGCAGCUGACGGGGUGCCCUGACGGGGUUUGGGGGUGCCCUGACGGGGAAGCCCGCAGCUGACUCUCGCAACGUGUUCCCCGGCGCACACGGCCGACAGCGCCGAGGGGAACCGAAAUCGAAACAAAGCGGGCUCCCGCUCCGUUUUAACACGGCGGCGUGGUGUUCUUGCCCCCCCAAAGCAGUCGGAUUCGCCCUGCGUUACUUAAUCAGUUCAAGCCACAGUUUCUCAGCAAGUUGCUGGGCCUUCUUGACUUCUGAAUGAGGUGCUGCGCCUGUCACUCACUCCAUGAUACCUCCGACGGGCUCCCGCUUUCCUCGGGCCGUGAUUGGAUCCGGCGGGCGCCGGGGGAGGGACCUUCCCGACUCGGGCUGUCAGAUUGGCAAACCGAGGACAGAGCUGGUGUUUGCCUGCAGGUAGACGGGCUACAGCGACAGGAACACUGACACAAUUGAUCAAGACUAAUUUCUUUCAGGACCGUCUCCAGGAGCUGGAUUUAAAAGCCGGACGAGGCAGGGACGCUCUUCAGUGGGGGGUUUCGGCCAGGGAGAAAGCAGAAGCGGUCGCAUGCGACGCCAGGCGCUGGAAAUUCCCGUUUUGUCAGUGACUUGUCUUGGUUCACGGGCUUUUUGCGAAGAACUUCAAAAAGACUGCAGCCUGGGAGCGAAAGCAGCCCUCUUCCAUCACAAAGAAUGAAACCUUUCAAGAGAGCCCCCCAGGACAAGCGCCCCUCUCCGCCCGACCUCUCGGCGGUAUCGGACAGCGACCCGUGCGAGGACGACGGGGACGGCGACGGGUCCCCCCUGGACGCGCAGGCGGGCCCGGGGAAGCGCCGGCGCCGCGGCAACCUGCCGAAGGAGGCAGUGCGGGUGCUGCGCGGCUGGCUGUACGAGCACCGCUUCAACGCCUACCCCUCGGAGCAGGAGAAGCUGAGCCUGUCGGGCCAGACCGGCCUGUCCGUGCUGCAGAUCUGUAACUGGUUCAUCAACGCUCGCAGGAGGCUCCUGCCCGACAUGCUGAGGAAGGACGGCAAAGACCCCAACCAGUUCACCAUCUCCCGCCGCGCGGGCAAAGUCCCGGAGGUGCGCGGGGCAGGGAGAGCCAGCCCCUCGGACAGCAGCCCCUCCCCGCUCCCGGCCCUGCGGCCCUCCGUCAUCCGCCCCGCCCCCGCCCUGGACCUCGCCCUCCUGGGCAGCACGGCCGCCGCCAUCUUGGCGGGCGCCGGCCGCCUGACCCCCGCGCCGGGCUUCCUGAACAGGCCAUCGGCGCAGAGGCUGGUGGACUUUUACAGCCCCGCCCCCCUCCUGGGGAAGACGGGCGAGCCCGCCCCCUCGUCCCCGGCAACCAGGCCGGAUUCCGCCAGCCCCACGGGGGGGCUGUUCAACACCCCGCCCCCCACGCCCCCGGAGCUGUGCCCGCAGGACUUCAGCGACCUGCGCAUGCUGGUGGACGCCGCCCUGCAGCGGGCGGCCGAGCUGGAGAGCCAGCAGAGGGCCCAGACUGGCGAGGGGGCCCCGGGGAGACCCCAGAGCCAGCCCCCCGCGGCUGGGCCGGACACUGCCGCCGCUAGCGCAGGGGGAAGGAGCGCUGCCAACAGCGGCAGACAACAGCGCUCCUCCGGCCCGGACGGCGCUGUCAGGAGGCCGGAAGGGGGCGCCCUGCCCUCUGGGGGGCGCGUGCUGCUGGAGCAGAGCCCGUGGAGCGCUGAGGGCGCCCAGGCCAGGCCGGGGCCACACGCCUCGGCGCCCUGUCUGUGGGGCCCCCAGCACAACCUGCUGGCCGUGAGAGAGGCCGUCAACUAGCGCCGAGUCUGUGCUCCUGCCUCAGUUCUUCUCUCUCCCCGGAGCGAUCCGUUCCUUCUCCUGACCCGUCAUCCUGUUGGGAGAGAAGAUGCGGGCUGGGCAGCCUCUACUGCAUGUCGAGUACUUCCAAAGUAUGCCUUCGCAAUCUUCGAGAUCUUUCUUUUUUUCAAUCCAGGCGUCCGGACAUCUGUGAGUCCCUUGUUACACAUGGUGCGAGCAAACCUGUGCCCAAGAGGAUGGACCUAGAGGACAGUCUUUCUGCAGGUGCUCUGGGCCGACUACGUUAUUAGGGCUUUUUAAAAAAAAAACUAUUGCAGCAUCCGGAAGAUGUCCUGGAUUUCAACACUGUAAAACCGCAUUCCAAGGAUUCUGGCAAGUUUCUGGUUUGAAGGAAGGAAUGUAGAUGUUUUCCUAAUGAAAUGGAGAAACGGCAGUUGGAUGUUCUUUCGUAGUCUUGCCCAGAAUGGAUAUAACUAAAUGUCGUUCUGAUAAGUUUUUUUUUAUUUUAUUUUUAUUUAAUUUCGGGGGGAAUUUGAGGGGAGGUUCUAAAACUAUUCUUGGAUUAUUCCAAUAUCCGUUUUCUCAAAACUAAAGAUGUGAAGGCAGGCAGGAGAUAAUCUGUGAUCGUGAUACCGUGAAGCUCAAAUAAGGCCUGUUGGAGUCUGAGGGAAAUGCUGAUGUUCUGUUUAUGUUAGUGCUACCAGCCCAGUUUUAACCUGAUCACGACCAGCACUGGACUUGUGUGGGAUUGCAUUAAAACUAAAGGGUCCUGCUGUUUGAUAGGUCCUGCUGUCUCCCUGUUAAAGCUGAAUCUUAGCACCAUGAAUGUCCUUGGGAACAAACAUGCCCCUUUUUAAGAAACCAUCUCCUCUGCAUAUUGCUGCACAGUGGGCAGAUUGAUCGUGUUCUCUGUCCUGUUUGUCCAAGAGGCUGCUGAGACGGUCGUCUGCUCAGGUUUAAAAGUAAAGCCUCUUCAAGUCUCUUUUGUUAUCUUGUAGAAGAACAGGACUCUGUCCCUCUACUGUAAAACUGUGAAGUUCCCUCAACAGUAAGAAUUUAAUGUAAGUGUGUUGCUGGUGACAAACUGUUGAAAACCACGCUCACUCAUAAAAAUCAACCACACCAGGCUUUUGUACUUUACUUUCUCAGUUCCUUCGCACUGCUUAGAGUGAAUCUUGUAUUCGUGCCUCUUCAGGUGACUGUAGUUUCCAUUGAAA